Clonostachys solani is the source of this 1539-nucleotide messenger RNA. The record is from the annotation of a GenBank genome assembly. Lineage: Eukaryota; Fungi; Ascomycota; Sordariomycetes; Hypocreales; Bionectriaceae.
AUGGCGGCACGCGAACGUAAAUAUGCCGGGCUCCCGGACAUGGACGAUGCCCCUGAUAUAUACGAGACACCAGAACUGACUGAUGAUGUCUCCACGGUCCCAACGACUACAGCGCACACUCAAUCGGACGACGAGUUUUUCGACGUCGAGGACGAUACCCAACCGAUCUCGCGGUCACGGCUCCGCAUCAACGAAGCUCGUUCCAGAUUUAUGCCCGCAAAUGUCGAUGCCAACGGGGUCGAUUUCUCAGAUCGCGUUGAUGGGAAGCGGAAAUCUUACAAGGCGUCAAGUCGCCGACAGCGAAUCUUACAGGACGGCACGGAAGAGCUGGGUGAUUUAUCAGAUGACGACGACGACGAGAGUCUUGAGAGGAGGAUCGCCCGCCUAAAGCGAGAGGUGGAGGAAGCCAAAGACGAAUAUUCCAGAAAGAAAGCUACGGCUUCAUCUACGGAAGCGGGAGACUCGGGCGCGGCGACGGAGCGUCUGGACAACUUGAGCCAGGUUCUGCUCCAAAUAUCCCAGCCUCUGGGGGUCGCAACUACUCUCCGGCCGACCCAGCGCGCCCCGGAACCUGCUCAGACGGACGAUGCUGAUACCGAGCUGUCAGGAGAACAAGGCGCCACCUACACGAUAACCUACGCCCCGUCGUACGAGCAAACCCACGCCUUGGCCAAGGCGGCCGAUUUCGACGGCCGAUUACUAUUACUGGAGAAGGGUCUCGGUAUCAGCUCCGCAUCCAUCCCUGAAGCAAGCUCCGAAGGCAUACCCCGAGCCGUCCUGCCUACCCUCGACUCCCUGGACAAGCAGAUCACAACGCUCUCACAGGCAACGACCGCCAACCUGGAUGCGAUCAGCCGGAGGGUGCGCACCCUCGCCCUGGAGCAGGACAAGCUCAACGAAUCGCGGGAGAAGGCCAAGACGCUGAGGGAGGAGCUGGGGAAGCACGCCUCGACCCCCGGGGAGGAGGAUUCCGAGCAGGACGCCAAGAUCAACGCCCUGUACGCGAUCCUGCCCACGAUUGAAAACCUCGCGCCAAUCCUCCCGCCUCUCCUAGACCGCCUGCGGUCCCUGAAAGCGAUCCACGCCGAUGCGGCCACUGCCAGCGAAACGCUCGACCGGAUCCAGAAAGACCAAGCCGACAUGGCGGCCGAGUUGAAGCAGUGGAGAAGCGGUAUUGAGAAGAUGGAAAGCACAAUGGGGAAGGGGGAUGAAACCGUCAAAAGCAACAUGAAGCACCCUAUUAUCAUGGCCGCUGCUGCUCCGGACACCGGCGUCGAAUACUUUGACAUUCUGUAUUUCGCCGGCGCGAGCUCGAUUACUGGGAAGGAGAGCGAACAGCUACACGCUCCGCUACCACUGGGACUGCUGUUUGCGCAGCUGGAAUCAAAGUACCCAGGGAUCAAGACGCAGAUCCUUGAUUCCUGUCUCGUGACGGUCAACCUUGAUUAUAUAGACGUGCCAGCUGAGAUGGCUGCCGAGGGCUUGGUGAUCCAGCCCGGCGAUGAGGUUGCGAUAAUCCCCCCUGUUAGCUCAGGCUGA